AUGGCGGCGAGCUUGCGAACUACGGCGACGACGCUGCGCCUGCGCCCCUUGGCGUCUGCGCUGCGGCCAGCUGUGUCUUCACAAGCGCAGACGAUCCCCCGCGUGGCACGACGAUACAAGUCUGGACCAUACGGCUACACUCAGGCCAAGGCGUUGGUGUUCUCGAAAGAAGGCGAGCCGCGCGAUGUAUUGCAGUUGCACACCCACUCCAUCUCCCCGUCGAUUCCCUCCUCCGCCGUUCUCCUCCGCGCCCUCGCCGCUCCAAUCAACCCCGCCGACAUCAACACCGUCCAGGGAACAUACGGCUCCAAGCCCCCCUUCACAUCCCUUAUCGGUACCUCCGAGCCCUCUGCGAUCCCGGGUAACGAAGGUGUCUUCGAGGUUGUCUCCGUCGGAUCCAAGGAUCUCGGCUUGCAGCGGGGCGACUGGGUCAUCCCCGCCGCGUCGUCGUUCGGUACUUGGCGCACGCACGCCGUCGCGGAAGCAAAGGAUGUCAUGAAGGUUUCCAAGGAGGGCCUGACUCCGACGCAGGUUGCGACAGUCAGCGUCAACCCUUGCACGGCGUACCGCAUCCUCCGCACGUACGGACCGGGCGAGAUCAAGGCCGGCUCGAACGGCGGCAUGAACGCCCUCGAACCCGGCCGCGGUGGGUGGUUCAUCCAGAACGGCGCCAACAGCGGCGUCGGCCGCGCCGCGAUCCAGCUGGGUAAGCUCUGGGGCCUGCGUAGCAUCAACGUCAUCAGGGAGAGAGAGAACGCGGCGGAGACGGAGGAGCUGAAGAAGGAGCUCGCGGACCUCGGCGCCACCACCGUCGUCACGGAGAAGGAGUUCCUCUCGCGCGAGUGGAAGGACCAGCUCAAGGAGCUGACGCGCGGCGGGCGCGAGCCCGUCGGUCUGGGGCUGAACUGCGUCGGCGGCAAGUCUGCGACCGCCAUCGCGCGCAGCCUGGGCGAGAGCGGCACGAUGGUGAGCUACGGCGGCAUGGCGAAGCAGCCCGUCAUGCUGCCCACCGGUCUCCUCAUUUUCAAGGACAUCAGGUUCGUCGGCUUCUGGCUGAGCAAGUGGAACGAGAGGGAUCCCCAGGGCCGCAAGUUUGCGAUUGAGGACGUCUUGGGUAUGAUCCGCGAGGGGCGCUUCAAGGAUGUGCCUUUCGAGGAGGUCGGCUGGAGCUGGGAGACCGAGGCGGAGGUGUUGAAGGAGGCUGUCCAGGGUGCUCUCGGCGGGUUUAGAAAGGGCAAGGGCGUUUUCGUCUUUGGCGAGACAUGA
Colletotrichum truncatum is the source of this 1266-nucleotide messenger RNA. RefSeq names its product putative mitochondrial enoyl reductase. Gene Ontology annotation, molecular function: trans-2-enoyl-CoA reductase (NADPH) activity. The record is from RefSeq and is a predicted model, not a curated record. Gene Ontology annotation, cellular component: mitochondrion. Gene Ontology annotation, biological process: fatty acid metabolic process. Lineage: Eukaryota; Fungi; Ascomycota; Sordariomycetes; Glomerellales; Glomerellaceae.